This is a messenger RNA of Arvicanthis niloticus (Nile rat), 1670 nucleotides long. It is a transcript of the gene Tob1, whose product is annotated as transducer of ERBB2, 1. Gene Ontology annotation, molecular function: transcription corepressor activity. Gene Ontology annotation, biological process: regulation of gene expression. Lineage: Eukaryota; Metazoa; Chordata; Mammalia; Rodentia; Muridae. The record is from RefSeq and is a predicted model, not a curated record. Gene Ontology annotation, cellular component: nucleus; cytoplasm.
AGAAGGAGCGAAGCUCUGGCCCGGCGCGCAGAGGGCGCUGUACGGGGACGCAGGGCCGGGCCGCCGGGCUGUGUAGAGAAGCGAGCGCGCUCGUGUAAGCCUGCGGUCCCCGCCACCCCUGAGCCAGAGCAGCGAGCUCCCGGGCCCGCCCGAGGCGUCCUUCGCGCGUCCGGCGGUGGCGACGUCUUGCACCCGGCCGCCUCGCCGCUCCCGACCCACCCGCGCCCCCGCCCGCCGCCCCUUCUCCCCCGCCCAGCCGCGGCUCGGCGGCGGCCGCAGCUCCGGAGCAGCCUGAACAAGACCACGGAAGGUUGAAGGAUAAUCUAAUACCAGCACUUUGAAUGAGAAUUUGUUUCUCUGUCACAAACUGAUUUUUUUUUAAAUUUUAUUUUUCUGGUGGAGGAGUUGAAACAAAGCUAACUUUUGUGGCAUCGCAGCUAUGCAGCUGGAAAUCCAAGUAGCACUAAAUUUUAUCAUUUCCUACUUGUACAAUAAGCUUCCCAGGAGACGUGUCAACAUUUUUGGUGAAGAGCUUGAAAGACUUCUUAAGAAGAAAUAUGAAGGGCACUGGUAUCCUGAAAAGCCAUACCGAGGCUCAGGGUUUAGAUGUAUACACGUAGGGGAGAAAGUGGACCCAGUGAUUGAGCAAGCAUCCAAAGAGAGCGGUUUGGACAUUGACGACGUUCGCGGCAACCUGCCUCAGGAUCUGAGCGUUUGGAUCGACCCGUUUGAGGUUUCCUACCAAAUUGGUGAAAAGGGACCAGUGAAGGUGCUGUACGUGGAUGACAGUAAUGAAAACGGAUGCGAGCUGGAUAAGGAGAUCAAAAACAGCUUUAACCCGGAGGCCCAGGUUUUCAUGCCUAUAAGUGACCCAGCCUCCUCUGUGUCCAGCUCUCCCUCGCCGCCCUUCGGCCACUCUGCUGCUGUCAGCCCCACCUUCAUGCCCCGGUCCACUCAGCCUUUAACCUUUACCACUGCCACUUUUGCUGCCACCAAGUUUGGCUCCACCAAAAUGAAGAACAGUGGCCGUAGCAGCAAGGUAGCACGCACGUCUCCCAUCAACCUGGGCCUGAAUGUGAAUGUGAACGACCUCCUGAAGCAGAAAGCCAUCUCUUCCUCAAUGCACUCUCUGUAUGGGCUGGGCCUGGGCAGCCAGCAGCCGCCUCCACCGCCACAACAGCAGCAGCAGCAGCAGCAGCAGCCGCCGUCCCAGCCACCGCCUCCACCUCCACCUCCACAGCAGCAGCAGCAGCAGCAGCAGCAGCAGCAGCAGCAGCAGCAGCAGCAGCAAACCUCUGCUCUCUCUCCCAAUGCCAAGGAGUUUAUUUUUCCUAACAUGCAGGGUCAAGGUAGUAGUACCAAUGGAAUGUUCCCGGGUGACAGCCCCCUUAACCUCAGCCCCCUCCAGUACAGUAAUGCCUUUGAUGUGUUUGCGGCCUAUGGCGGCCUCAACGAGAAGUCUUUCGUAGACGGCUUGAAUUUUAGCUUAAAUAACAUGCAGUAUUCUAACCAGCAAUUCCAGCCUGUUAUGGCUAACUAAAAAAAAACAAAAAAAACAAAAAACAAAAAGAGAGAACAUGUAUCGUACAAGUUAAAGUGCAUCGGCCCAAGGGGGAAAAUUUUUUUUUUUUUUUUUUUUUUUUGCCUCCUUGAGAUUUUUUUUUAAGCUU